Molecule: messenger RNA, 2117 nt
Organism: Diprion similis
Lineage: Eukaryota; Metazoa; Arthropoda; Insecta; Hymenoptera; Diprionidae
Gene: MED19
Product: mediator of RNA polymerase II transcription subunit 19
Exons: 4
Coding region: 430-1155 (241 amino acids)
Biological process (GO): positive regulation of transcription by RNA polymerase II
Cellular component (GO): mediator complex
Molecular function (GO): transcription coregulator activity; transcription factor binding
Source: RefSeq, a predicted model, not a curated record
UCGCAGUUUCUUGUCUGCGUUGAGUCACGUUGAGUGCGGCUGAGCGAGUCUGUCGCGAUUAUGGAUGUUAUGUAUGUCACUUUUCGUCGCGUUAUUUAUUGUUUUUAAACAAUGUGAUAAGGUGGCUGAGAACCUGCGGGCAUCCAAGUUCUUCAGCGAGGCUGCAAUCCUCGCGUUUAAUCUAGCGAGAUUAUUAAAGUAGCCGACAUAUGCACUAGACGGUGUAAAGUAUCGUUGGUUCUCUGGGCAUAGUUGCAUCACACGAGGAUCAUCGCUGCAGUGAAAUAACGUCCGGGUGGAGUAUCGGCGGAGCGCACAGUUCCCAUCGGUCUUUACCCUAUUGUUAAUUUCGCUGCAGUGUUUGUGCCAAAAUAGGAAGAAAACAACAUUGUUACUGUAGCGAAAGGGCGAUGAAGUAAAGCCAGGAGAAUGAUGAUGGGUGAUCAGUUUCGUAGUAAAGUGGAACAAUACUCACCAAAAUCAUCACCGAGGGGAGCCCGUUCCCCUGUAGUUUCACGUCAGGACUCGACCGGGACCCUCAAAACGACGAUUUCCCUCGGCAAGAACCCCUCAAUCGUCCACAGCGGGCCUUUCUACUUAAUGAAGGAGCCCCCUGGGCAAAGUGAACUCACGGGGGCUACAAAUUUGAUGGCCUAUUAUGGCCUCGAGCAUUCCUAUAGUAAAUUCAGUGGUAAAAAGCUCAAGGAACAACUCUCGUCAUUUUUGCCAAAUCUACCUGGUAUCAUUGACGCGCCUGGUCACCAAGAUAACAGUUCUCUAAGGUCUGUGAUAGAGAAGCCUCCAAUCUGUGGAAAAGAACUUCUCCCGCUCAACAGUGUGCAACUUGCUGGAUUUAGACUACAUCCCGGACCUCUCCCAGAGCAGUAUCGUUAUGUAAAUCAGGCACCGCAACGAAAGCACAAGAAUAAAAACAAAAAGCAUAAACAUAAGCCUGGAGAAACUCUGAGUGGUCAAGAGGCUACUACCACUGAUACAGGGGGACCUGAUCCCCAUGAAAAGAAGCAUAAGAAACAAAGGAAACAUGAUGAGGAGAAAGAGCGGAAGAAACGGAAGAAAGAGAAAAAACGAAAAAAACAAAAACACAGCCCCGAACAUCCCGGAGGUCUCACACCCUCACAGCAUUCCAAUACGUGAUCUCCAUCCUUUCCAUUUUUAUUCAUCUAAUCGAUUAUACAUACCUGUGUUGUUCGUACACAAAGUGAAACGAGACGACGAGUUUAAUUCACUUAUUCAGAAAUCAUAGAACUGCCCAUGUGCCUUGCUCAAUUCAACGCGAUGUAUGAAAUUUAAGCUCUUUCUUAGCUAAAGGAUAUCUCAUGUUAUUUCUAAACUGCAGCCAAUACAUAUGACAUAUAAUGUAUUGGCGUGAUGCUUCGGUUACUGUACAGGUGAAAUAAAAUCUCAUUGCAAUUAUAGUAAUUUUAGAUAGGACGUUUAUUGGUGAACUCGGCCUGUCUAUCACUCUGUUUACUUACACCGUUUUAGUCCUGUAAUCGGCCAAAGUGUAUCCCGGAAUUCAUGCAGUUCUGUGAAACCUAAUUUCAUCGUCUCAGUUUCAAAAAAAGGCUGUGUGUCCAGUAGUAUAGUCUAAUGUCUAUAGAGAUUGUUUUGACUAUUGAAUACUAAAAAAAAAAAACGAUCAUGAAAAAACAUUGUUUGUAUUGAUGACAAUUUGUUAACAUCACCAGUUGUUGGCAUACUGAUAUUAGGAAUUGAAAAUCGAAGUGGAACCAUUUCAAAAAUUUAUAACUGGCUACGAGAGGUACUUUGCUAAUCAUCGAUACCUGAGCGAAGUUUCGUGUGCAAACAAUUGUUACUUACUACCCUUAUAAUUUGAUAUUAAACAAGAGAAAAGUCAAUGAGACGAAUGAUGUGUUCACAAAACAACUAGUUAAUUAUAAAAGAAUGAAUUGAUUAAGAAUAUUUAUGCCAAGUAGUAAAAUAAAUGCAAAAUUUAUUAUUUACCAAAUUUCAAACGCAAGCCAAUUUUUGAUCUAAAGUAUGGUAUAACGAAUUUGUAGAUUGAUUGAAACGUGGAUUAUCCUAUUCUAUUUGUACAUAUUACCUACAAUAUAACAAACCCUGUAACAUUUAAA